Molecule: messenger RNA, 6541 nt
Organism: Coregonus clupeaformis (lake whitefish)
Lineage: Eukaryota; Metazoa; Chordata; Actinopteri; Salmoniformes; Salmonidae
Product: immunoglobulin superfamily DCC subclass member 4-like
Exons: 20
Coding region: 283-4761 (1492 amino acids)
Biological process (GO): cell-cell adhesion; axon guidance
Cellular component (GO): axon; plasma membrane
Molecular function (GO): protein binding
Source: RefSeq, a predicted model, not a curated record
GUGGACACCUAAAGCAGGAUUUGCCAGUGUGUUCGAGGGAGAGUGUGUAUGUGUGCAUACGUCCGUGCUUGUGUGUGUGUACGAGUGUGUGUGUGGAGCAGCCAACACACUUGCAUUCGCUCACAGCAUGGCGAUGAAGCGCCGAGAGACACGACGGCUCUCUCCCGACUAAAUGCGACCCUGUUCUGAGUGAAAGCAGGGGACUAUGCCAAAGGGAUAUACAUUAACUAAUAGCCAACUAAUAUUCUACUUCAGAGAGGAGAUUAUUGCGGAUUCCAUUAUAUGCAUGUUGCUAGCGGUAUAGCUGGCUGUAGAGACCCACACGCUGCUUUACCCCUCUGCUGGAAAUCAAUGCUUUACAUGGCGGUGGAGACUAUCUGGUUUUUCUAUCUACUUUCGUUGGGCUUCUGUGGACCAUCCGUUCAAGAGAAGCCUGUGAUGGUGGAGCUGAGCUGUGGGGCAGGGCCUGUCCUCGUGGUACUGGAGCUGGGACAGCCCCUGCUGUUGGAAUGUCACCUGGGGGCCACGCCCCUGGACACGCCUCUCAACGUCACCUGGCUGCAGGAUGGGCUACCCGUGCUGGAGGGGGAGGGGGACUCCCUCAGGACCCUGGCCAACGGCUCACUGCUGGUGCUGCCCACCUCUGUGGAUGGCCGGACCCCUCAGGGGGUGGAGGGGGGCUACAGCUGUGUGAGCGCCGGCCCCUUUGGAGCCCUGACCAGCCGCACCAUCACCGUUCACCUGGCCACGCUGUCUCGUUUCCAUCAGGACCCAGAGGCCCAGGUGGUGCCCGUGGGGGGUGCUUCCCGCUUUGAGUGCCAGAUAGACGGAGUGCCCACGCCAAGGAUAACCUGGGAGAAGGACCAGGAACCCAUCCCCAGCCAGCCUAGGUUCAUCUCUCUCCCUAACGGUGUGCUCCAGAUCUUGGGGGUGGUUAAGGAGGAUGGGGGUGCGUACCGCUGUGUGGCCUCCAACUCUGCCCGGAAACGCUUCAGCCAGGAUGCCAUCCUCACUGUCACUACAGGUCCUGUCCCUGCCCAGAGUGAGGUGGUGAUCAUGGCACCUCCUCAGAAUGCCACGGUGGUGCAGGGGCAUCCAGCGGUGAUGGAGUGUGUGGCCCAGGGGGGGCAGCCCAAACCCCUGGUGUCCUGGAGCAGACAGGAUGGGAAGCCCAUCGCCACCGACGUGGUUGUCCUGGAAACCAACCUCGUGAUCCCCAACACACGGCGUUACCAUGCGGGGGUCUACGUCUGCCGUGCCAACAAACCCAAGACCCGCGAGUUUGUCAUCGCUGCGGCUGAACUGCAUGUGCCAGCCCCACCAGUGAUCCUCCAGCCCCCAGAGACGGUGUCUCUCUCUCGGGGAAACACAGCAAGGUUUGUGUGUAACAGCUCUGGGGAGCCUCCCCCGGCGCUGCACUGGCUGAAGAAUGGCAAGCCGGUCAAGUCUAACGGGCGGGUGAAGACCCAGAGCCCUGGGGUUCUGCUCAUCAACCAGCUGGGCCUGGAUGACGCAGGGUACUACCAGUGCAUCGCUGACAACGCUCUGGGAACGGCCUGUGCUACAGCCAAGCUGUCUGUCAUCGUGAGAGAAGGUCUACCCAGCCCGCCACGCCAGCUCUCUGCCACACCCCACUCAAGCACCACCGCCCUCCUCACCUGGGAACGGCCCGAACACAACAGCGACCAGAUUAUAGGCUUCUCUGUGCACUACCAGCCAACUUCAGGCUCUGAUAACAUGGAAUACCAGUUUGCUGUGAACAACGACACCACAGAGUACCAUGUGAAGGAGCUACUGCCACACACAACCUAUACCUUCUACGUGGUGGCCUACUCCCCCAUGGGAGCCAGCCGCCCGUCACUGCCCGUCACCGUGGAGAUGCUGGAGGACGUACCCAGUGCCCCUCCACAGCUGUCCCUGCUCAGCACCUCCCCUACAGACAUCAGAGUGAUGUGGCUGCCCCUGUCCUCCCAGCACAGCAGAGGAGCUGUCACCCGCUACCGCAUCGACUACUGCAAACUGGAACAGGUGGACAAUGUGUUGUCUGUGGAGGUGGGGGGGAAUGAGACUCAGCUUACCUUGCGGGAGCUGCAGCCUAACCAGGCCUAUCGACUGCGGAUGGCAGCGGGAACGAGAGCAGGCUUUGGUGUGCCAUCUGAGUGGGCUCAGCACCACACCCCAGACCACUUUAACCACAGCAUGGUGAUCUUUGCUCCCACAGAGCUGAAGGUUAGGGCCAAAAUGAACUCCCUCCAUGUCACAUGGCAACCCCCGCCCAAUCACACGCAGAUCUCCGGCUACAAGCUAUUUUGCAGGGAGGUGGUUGGUGAGGAUCUGACCAAUGGGGAGGCUCAUCCUGAGAGGGAGAGGGUCAGGAGGAUGGAGGCCCAUACCAUCAAGCUCCGUAAGAGAAUCAAACAUCAUGAGGUCACUAGUCUGGUUCCUGACAGACUAUAUGAAGUGAAGGUGUGGGCCUUCAAUAAGCAGACGGAUGGCUAUGCUGCAGGAUGGAAGGGCAGGACGGAGAAGGCACAUGGCAAAGCGCCCCCUAAGGGGAACCCCCCUCCACUGCCCCCCAGCAGCAUCAAGGCUACAGCCAACAGCUCCACAUCCAUCUGGUUGCGCUGGGAGAAACCUCGCUUCAGCAACGUCCGCAUCAUCAACUACACUGUACGCUGUAGCCCGGCCGGCAUCAGAAACGCAUCGCUUGUGUCCUACUACACCAGCUCUGCUCAGGAGAUCCUCUUGGGGGCGCUAAAACCCUACACCCGCUACGAGCUGGCUGUGCAGUCCAAUGGAGUAGACGUGGUUGGUCCCUUCAGCGGCACCGUGGAGGAGUCCACUCUCACUGACAUACCCUCCACCCCCCCAGCGGAGCUGCAGCUCAGUGCCUUGGACUCCUCCUCUGUGUUGGUGAACUGGCGCCCCCCUGUGGAGCCCAAUGGCGUCAUCAUCAGCUACAGGAUCCUAUACACCAUCAACCUCAGCCAGCCUGAGCAUCUGUGGAACAACCUCUCCCAAGAUGGGACCAUCAUGAGUGCUGAGGUAACAGGGCUGUCUAGUGGGUCACAAUACUUCUUUAAGAUGGGGGCGUCCACUGAGGUGGGGGUGGGGCCUUAUUCCCCAGUGAAGGAUGUGCACACUCCUCCCAAGAAAUAUGAGCUGGACAUCCAUGCAGUGACAGGCAUCAUAGUUGGUGUGUGUCUGGGGCUGCUCAGCAUUCUCCUUUGUAUGUGUGUCAGCUUCCGCAACGGCAAGGCCAGAGAGGUGUCUGGGGGGCUGGACUCCACAGCUCUGCCCCCACAGUACCGUCGUGGGGGUAGGUCUGUACCCACCAUGGUGCCAGAAUGCAGUGAUUGCCAUGAGCUAGAGACCCUGAUGCCCCUGGGCAGCCUGGACCAUGACCAUGACCCCGCCCAACCCCUCACAGAGCCCACUGAGGAGCACAGCCUCAUGGGUAAUGUAGGAGUAGGGGACGAUGCCCUAGGAGCUGAGCUCAAGGCUGCUUGGAAUGGGUCAGUUAGUCGUAACUGGGCCAACCGGAUCACCAGAUACAGGGAUACCAUCACAGAGGACUCUCCAACUCUCAACAAUGGAACUCUGGACAUGGCCAAAACAGAGAAUGGCAAGGGCGACCCUGAGGACCGACUGGGCUCCUCCCUGUGCAGCAGUAACCAGGUGGAGGCAGAGGUAAUAGUUCACUCUGAGCUGUCCGACCUGGAGAAGGAGCAGCAGGAGGCGCAGAGUGACGGGGAGGAGGACUCUCAGGCCACCAGGGGGCCCUCACUGUCCGAGGCAUCUUACUCCCCAGUCAGACAGCCUGCCCAGGCACCACAACAUCCACGAGAGCCAGUCAGACAGCCUGCCCAGGAACCACAAUAUCCAGGGGAGCCAGUCAGACAGCCUGCCCAGGCACCACAACAUCUAGGGGAGCCAGUCAGACAGCCUGCCCAGGCACCACAACAUCCAGGGGAGCCAGUCAGACAGCCUGCCCAGGCACCACAACAUCCAGGGGAGCCAGUCAGACAGCCUGCCAAGGCACCACAACAUCCAGGGGAGCCAGUCAGACAGCCUGCCCAGGAACCACAAUAUCCAGGGGAGCCAGUCAGACAGCCUGCCCAGGCACCACAACAUCUAGGGGAGCCAGUCAGACAGCCUGCCAAGGCACCACAACAUCCAGGGGAGCCAGUCAGACAGCCUGCCCAGGCACCACAACAUCCAGGGGAGCCAGUCAGACAGCCUGCCCAGGCACCACAACAUCCAGGGGAGCCAGUCAGACAGCCUGCCCAGGCACCACAACAUCUAGGGGAGCCAGUCAGACAGCCUGCCAAGGCACCACAACAUCCAGGGGAGCCAGUCAGACAGCCUGCCCAGGCACCACAACAUCCAGGGGAGCCAGUCAGACAGCCUGCCCAGGCACCACAACGUCCAUCACAAGGGGAGGAGUCCCUAGAGACACAACCCCUGCCCAAGGUCCCAUCCGGCCCUGUCCUGGAGCCAGUGUCCAAUCACAAUGGGCAGCCAGAGGGCAUGGUUGGGGGCAUGAUGGGCGUGGCAGUCCAACUGACUGUAGAUGUGGGGCGGCACCCAGGAAUGGGGCUAACCAACGGCUUCCACUCCACCAAGCCCCUGCGGCCGGGGCAGGAGACCCUGGGGAACGGGGACUCCAGACACUGCCCUGCUCCCCCGUCCCCCUCUCCUUUUGUCAGCGCCGGCCUUGUCCACUCUAACUCAGCAGCGCACAGCUACCUGUGCCCUUAGCAAGAGGAGAAACAAACCCCCACACCAAGACUAGUUGGAAUUCUUUCUUUUUCUCAUCCAUGAUGAAUCAAAGGAUUUUUUUAAAAGCGCCUCAGUAUCUGAUUUUCUUCUUCCUGGCUCGGUUUUAUAGGUACUUUGAAUCCAUUGUUUUAUAUGUGUAUAUAUACAGUAUAUAUUUUUAGUGCUAGUAUGUAUGGGUAUUCAUUUUGUUGCAUAGCAGCAGUAUGUUAGUCUGGCCUUACUCUGUACUUUGCUACAGGCUCCUAUUACAGACGUACGACGACGGAAGCAUAUUGUAGAAAGGAGGCUAUUCCUUUUUUCAUAAGCCUUGACCUGUUGGACCUGUUGGACUCUGAGAAUGAGCGUGGGUGUGUGGUACAUCAGGACCGACCUUUGGUUAACUGAUUAUGGUGGAGAGGCUCUUGAUUCAGCACCACGGAUGAAGAUAGAGCAGAACCAUGACCAUGUGGCCCUUUCACUCUCACCCUGGCUCCUUUCAAAUGACUGAGCUGUUCCUAUUGGCUUCACUGUAUGGAUGCUGCCUGCCCCAGCACCAGGAAAGAAGCCUUAUAUUUACACACUCUGAGAGUGCAGACCUCCUGUCUCUCUCUCCAACCUCCUGCUGUCUCAGGAUCCACACACACACAAAUGCAAACACACACACACACACACACACAUUCCCUGACUGGAGCUUGUGGGUCUCAGGUGCCUAAUAUUUUAGGCGCAUUUUUAACCUCUGUAUAUUUAUAUAGAUGAUUAUAUUCAAUAAAAAUAGGACAAAUAUGUUGAAAAUGAAGAAAAAGGAAAAUAAAUGAGGCAAUUGAAGAAAAUAUGAAGGAACCGCAUACAGUACAUGUAGUUGAUAUAGGUUGCAUUAUUUUGGGGGGAGGACUAGAUGAGACGUGUACUGUAAUCUUAUAGCAGUGGUCUCUUGGUUUUGCUCCCAGUCAACAGCACUACCUCAUUUCUUUACAGGAUGGUUUGUUGGUGAUUUUAAUAGUGUCGUGCAGAUAGGUGCAACUUUUAGAAUCCGUUUUUUAACUGUUUGAUUCAAUACUUUCAUGAAUAACUGCCUAUCCUCUUCUUUCUGUGUACAUCAAUGUGUAUUACAUUUACAUUUUACAUUUCCAUUUUAGUCAUUUAGCAGACCUACAGGAAAUGACACGUAUGGUACAUAACGGCCUGUCUCAGAUCUCUGUUUAUUGCCCUUUUCCUCUUAAUCAGUUGUUCCAUUAGAUCUGGGUUUCCAACUGUCGUCACUCCCCCCAAUGUUACAUCUACUUUGGAUGGGAGCAGAAAAACAUUUUUUAUUUACCAAUUACCUCAAAUCACUUUUCACCUUAGGUAAAUAAUGCAGCAGUUUAGUUACCAGGCCUACUAUAUGGUAGCCUGUUACUAGACCUACUACAAAUGAACAAGCCUCCAUCAGGAGGCCUCACCCUUUGUGAUGUCAUCUCACUCAUCCUUUCUCAGCUGUGUCUGAGCUCCUCCCUCUGCAGGUGAGAGGGGGAUGGAAAUUUCAUAGAGAAAUAGACCUAGAAACCACUUCUAUUUUCAGCCAUAUUUCCAGUCUUUCUUUGUACUUUUGACACUCGCAAGCCUGAGGUCUUUCACAAUACCGCAUGUAAAGUCUACACCACUUUGAACUUUUUUCACAUUUUGUUGCGUUACAAAGUGGAAUUAAAAUUGAUCUAAUUGUCUUUUUUGUAUACUCUGUAAUUUCAGUGGAAGAAAACGUUUUUUAAAGAUUCAUGAAAAAUAAAACACGAAUAUACCUUGA